AGAAGUUUUCAAAUCAGCGAACUCAUUGAUAGAGCUGCACCUGAGUACGAAUAUGGGACUGGAAGAUUCAGGAGUGGAAAAACUCUGUGACGGGCUUAAGGAUGAAAACUGUAAACUGCAGAAACUGAGGCUGGCUGAAUGCAGUAUUAAGAAGAAAGGCUUUGCUGCUCUGGCUUCAGCUCUAAAAGAAAACCCCUCAUCACCUUUAGAAGAGCUGGAUCUGAGCGGUAAUGGACUAAAAGAGUCAGAACUGGAGCUGUUACCUGAGCUAAGGACUAAAUUUCCUAAACUGAAAGUGAAGCUGGAUGGAUGCAGGGUUACAGAUGAAGGCUGUGCUGCUCGAGCUUCAGAAAACCACUCAUCACCUUUAGAAGAGCAGGAUCUGAGCGGUAAUGACCUAAAAGAGUCAGAACAGAAGCUGUUACCCGAUGAUGAUACAUGUGUCUAA
This is a messenger RNA of Astyanax mexicanus (Mexican tetra), 448 nucleotides long. Its product is annotated as ribonuclease inhibitor-like. The transcript is spliced from 3 exons. The coding region runs from base 53 to 448 and encodes 131 amino acids. Gene Ontology annotation, molecular function: protein binding. NCBI's taxonomy places the organism in Eukaryota, Metazoa, Chordata, Actinopteri, Characiformes, Acestrorhamphidae. The record is from RefSeq and is a predicted model, not a curated record.